ACCACCCCCACCCAGCCUCACCGCCGAGCCGAUCUCCGACGACCGCCGCCAUGUCGCCCGCCGCCGCGCUCCUCCUCCGCCCCACCUCUGCCACGACGCACCCGCUCCUCCACCUAUCCAGCCCCAAAUCCGUCGUCCUCCGCCUGCACCCGUCUCGCCGCCGCCUGCCCGUGCCGCGCCUCUCCCUCACGCCCACCACCUCCAGCAACAGCAACAAUUCCCCUACCCCGCCGUCCCCUCCGGCCCCCUCGCCCGAGCCCGCGGCCCCUCCUUCCCUGUUCGCAAAUUGGUCCCCGCCGCGCGCGAUCUGGCGGGGCCUCUCGGCGCUGCUCCUUGCGGGGCAGGUCUUCCACCGCGUCCUCACGGGCCGCGUCCACCGCCGCAACCUCCUGGCGCAGCUCCGCCGCGUGGGUCCAGGGAGCGCGGGGGUCGCGCUCCUCACCGCCGCCUUCGUCGGCAUGGCCUUCACCAUCCAGUUCGUGCGCGAGUUCACGCGCCUCGGCCUCCACCGAUCCGUCGGCGGCGUCCUAGCCCUCGCGCUCGCGCGCGAACUCUCGCCGGUCGUCACGGCCGUCGUCGCCGCCGGCCGCGUCGGCUCCGCAUUCGCCGCCGAGCUCGGCACCAUGCAGGUGUCCGAGCAGACCGACACCCUCCGCGUCCUCGGCGCCAACCCCGUCGACUACCUCGUGGUCCCACGCGUCCUCGCCUGCGUGCUUGCGCUCCCGGUGCUGACACUGAUCAGCUUCGCGCUUGGCCUCGCCUCCUCGGCAUUCCUGGCCGACUCCAUCUUUGGCGUCAGCGUCAGCAUCAUUUUGGAGUCGGCGCGCAGGGCGCUGCGGCCAUGGGACUUGAUCAGCUCCUUGCUGAAAUCUCAAGUGUUUGGUGCCAUUAUCGCGGUGGUGAGCUGUGCCUGGGGUGUCACAACCCAUGGAGGAGCCAAGGGUGUUGGCGAGUCUACAACAUCUGCAGUGGUCGUUUCUCUGGUUGGGGUUUUCAUUGCAGACUUUGCUCUGUCCUGCCUGUUCUUCCAGGGUGCUGGUGAUUCGCUCAAGUAUGCAAUGGGUUGAGGCAGGGCCAUUGCAGAGGAAAUUUUUGCUUUGUAGGAGCGUAGCAUAGUCUUGUACAUUAACAAGAAUGGUGCAGCGGAUUCAAAUAGGCGAACAAUGCAACAUCAGCCACUCUCCAGAUGUUUUAUUCUUUGGGGUGACUACAUGCUGGAAUUUUCCGGUUGAGCGUGCACACUAUUGGUAUCCUAGAUGCUUCAGCCAUUGCAUCAUCAGGAUGUGUCGGAUGUGUUUCAACUGCCUCUCUGGAAUGACGAAUUGGACUAUUUCACCUUCACUUAUAUUUGGUUAAAUUUCACCAUUAUUUGUUUGUCAUGCUACCUAGGUAGGUUCUACUCUUCCUCCAAAAAAAGAAGUUAACAGGAUUACUGCAUCAUCUGGACAUGUCUCUGGAAUAAUGAAUUGAACCGUUUCACCGUCAUUUAUUUGGUUAAGUUUCACAGUGUGGUCCUAGAUUUGUUUGUCAUGCAAAAUACUCCCUUCAUUCCAAAUUAUAAAUCAUUUUGCUUUUUCUAGAUAUAUAGAUUUUGCUAUUCAUCUAUAUGUACGCCAUAUCUAGAUACAUAAUAAAAAUUCUGUAUUUAGAAAAUUCAAAAUGACCUAUAAUGUGGAAAGGAGGGAGUAGGUAGGUUCUACUCUUCCUUGCAAAAGAAAAAAAAGUUAGGUAGGUUCUACUCUUGCCACAGGAUUGCUUCUAAGUAGCUGGCCACGACCUUAUACAGAUACAUCUUGAAGUAUGAAAAUUCUCAUGAGGUGAGUUUGUAGUAAGGAUCUGCAGUCCCUUAGAAUUAUCAUUAUAGUCGCAGUCAGCAUAGACUGUUAACCCGUUGGCUGACAACAUAGUAUGUUCAUGAACUUUGCCUAAUAGUUUCUCACUUUCUCUGUACAACUAUUGCAAAUAUCAAACAUUAAGAACCAUGACCUGAUUUACUUUUACAAGAAAAUAAUCGAGGCAUGGCAUCAAAGAACCUUAGAGCAUCUCCAACGGAGCUCUUAUCCAAUCCAAGACCUUACUUUGAGGGCAAAAUUGAUGAAAAGUCAAUCUUCAACCAGCCCUCUAUCCCUCAUUUUAGAGAUGAGAGGCCUCGACCUCACCUAGCCCCUAUCUAAUUUAUCGUAUCAACAGUUGUGCCUUACACGUCGCCCCGAACUUGCUCCAACCACAAGGCUGCCAUGGGCGCUGCCCCGGAGUUGGUGACGAUGAUGGACUCUCCGGCCUCCAUGGUCGCCAUGGCGGAGUGGGGGGCUCGGCCAUGGCUAGGGGAGAGAGGGAGCUCGGGUCUCAAGCAUAGAGGGAGACAGGGAGAAGGAAUAGGAGCUGGUGUGCGCUGAGCAGAAAAGAGAUGGAGAUGGGUAUGUUGAUGUGUGAAGUAUAGGAGGGCAAAUAUGAUUAUGAGGGGGUGGUAUGUAGGGUUUGUGUCUAAGAGACCUCCUAUUUAGAGAAGCAAGUGGCAAAAAAUAGAGAGGUCGGCUGGAGAUGCUCUUAUCAUAUUUUUUGUUACAACACCAACAAGUUAUAUGAAGAGAAGUUCCGAAAUAUAGAACCCUCCCGGUUUCAAUUCCCUUAUUUAUUUAUAUGCGUACCUCAUACAGUGUAGGCACAAAAUUUAGCGAAACGAAUGGAACCAUAAACACCAUGACAUCAUAGAGAAGGCCUCCAUCAAACUCGCUGACAGCUCCGGGAACACCCGAGUUGGACGGAAGUCUUUGUUGAGGCAAACAGCGGUCGCCCGGCCUUCCAACACGAGCUGCCAAGAUUAGCAAAUAAAGGUGUGAUGAGACAUAUACUUACGAUAACAUGCUACCAGUUCAUGUGAUGUACCUUACGAUCCGGCAGGGUCUCGAUCAUGUGCUCCA
Panicum hallii is the source of this 2921-nucleotide messenger RNA. Its product is annotated as protein TRIGALACTOSYLDIACYLGLYCEROL 1, chloroplastic. The record is from RefSeq and is a predicted model, not a curated record. NCBI's taxonomy places the organism in Eukaryota, Viridiplantae, Streptophyta, Magnoliopsida, Poales, Poaceae. Bases 51 to 1067 code for a protein of 338 amino acids. The transcript is spliced from 4 exons. Gene Ontology annotation, cellular component: ATP-binding cassette (ABC) transporter complex. Gene Ontology annotation, biological process: phospholipid transport.